Ramularia collo-cygni is the source of this 921-nucleotide messenger RNA. RefSeq names its product related to SIR2 family histone deacetylase. The transcript has a single exon. Bases 1 to 921 code for a protein of 306 amino acids. Lineage: Eukaryota; Fungi; Ascomycota; Dothideomycetes; Mycosphaerellales; Mycosphaerellaceae. The record is from RefSeq and is a predicted model, not a curated record. Gene Ontology annotation, molecular function: NAD+ binding.
AUGGCACAUAACGGCGUUGCAACAUGUGCGAUACGCGACGCUUCAGAGCUAUCGUCUUUCCAUAGGUGCUUGGAGCAGUCGACCUCAAUCGUCGCACUCAUAGGCGCCGGGCUCAGUGCUCCUUCUGGCCUAAGCACUUUCAGUAGUCCUGAGGGAAUCUGGACGACAUAUGACGCACACUCUCUCGCUACACCUGAAGCUUUUGAUAUUCAUCCUCACCGUGUGUGGCAAUUCUAUGCCCGUCGACGCUACGAAGCGCUGCAGGCACAUCCUAAUGCAGGCCACGUAGCCCUCGCAGAAGCGUCCAAACGGAUCCCCGGAUUGAUCACACUCAGUCAAAAUGUGGAUGGCCUUUGCGAACGCGCCGGCCACCCCCCGAAGCAGCUGGUGUCGCUUCAUGGAACACUCUUUGAAUCCCAGUGUUCAAACAGGAAGGGCUGCGGAUACUUGAGAGACGACUUCAUAGAUGCAUUCACCUCAACUCCUGCAGCAGCUGGGUCCAGGAUGGAGAAUCAGUGGAGCGAUGGGGAACUAGACCUCGCCCACACGACUUCAAAAAUGCCCGCCUGUCCGCAAUGCGGACGUCUACUUCGGCCAGGUGUUGUGUGGUACGGAGAAAUGUUGAACGACGAUACUCUAUCGAGGAUAAGACAAACUUUCAGCAAACCCGAAGGAAUCGAUGUUAUGCUGGUCAUUGGAACAUCGGCGGAAGUAUAUCCCGCAGCGGGUUAUAUCAAUGURGCUCGCGCGCGAGGUGCCCGGCUUUGUAUUGUGAAUAUCGACACAACCCUCAGACUGCGCGCCGAAUUACGGGAAGGGGACUGGUUCUUUGAGGGCGAUGCAUCCAGGAUAUUGCCAAUGUUGAUGGAGCCCCUCAUCACCAAUGCUUACGAUCAUACGGCAGGUGGAAUGCGAGAUUAG